Messenger RNA from Acanthoscelides obtectus, 295 nucleotides. The record is from the annotation of a GenBank genome assembly. Lineage: Eukaryota; Metazoa; Arthropoda; Insecta; Coleoptera; Chrysomelidae.
GGGGUUACAAUAAAUCUUGCUUGUUUCAGUAAUAAUAGCAAUUAAGUGUAGUUAACCACUUGCAUAAGCCAUGUGUGGAUUCAGAACACCUCAAAAAUGAUGUUCCAUGUGGGAAAUAAUACAUUUUCUCCUGACAUAAGAGCAUUAUUCAUCAGAGGGAGAAGAGCCGUUCAUUUUGUCUGGGGACCCUGAGCGAGACUAUUGUCCAGACGCCUAAAUUAUUACAGUCAUGUAAUGACACUUGAUGGCAGCCGACGUUUUAUGCGACCGUGGUAGUUAUUAGAAGACACCCUAG